AUGAGAACAAGUUUUCUAUCUCCUGUUACGAAAAAGAGAUCCCAUAAUCCUAUGAAAAACCUGAUCAAAGAUGCCUUGUUUACAGUCGCUUUUAUGGUGAAUGAACACAAGCACUCGCCAGGUGACGCCAUCGAAUGGUACUAUCAGUAUCAGACAAUGUAUCUACGAUUGAUGGCAGAGAACCAAUUGACGAAAGAGACAACAACAGGAACAACAGCAACCGAAAAUCAAACAAGUUGUCCUGAUGAUAUCGUCACUAAGAAAAUUCAAAAUGGCCAACCAUUGACAGAAGUUAGCAGCAACCAGGUAACCGCGAGUAAUCGCGAUUACUUUUACUACUGUCCACGUUGCGGUAAUGCCUACACGAGACCGCACUCGUUAAAUAGACAUAUGAAAUUUGAGUGCGGUGUGGAGCCACAAUUUGAAUGUCCUAUUUGCCACAAGAAGUCCAAACACAAGCAUAAUUUGCUGUUACAUAUGAGAACUCAUCAAAAAUCUUAG
This is a messenger RNA of Cyphomyrmex costatus, 501 nucleotides long. RefSeq names its product vascular endothelial zinc finger 1. The coding region runs from base 1 to 501 and encodes 166 amino acids. The record is from RefSeq and is a predicted model, not a curated record. Lineage: Eukaryota; Metazoa; Arthropoda; Insecta; Hymenoptera; Formicidae. The transcript is spliced from 2 exons.